Amaranthus tricolor (Joseph's coat) is the source of this 3178-nucleotide messenger RNA. Its product is annotated as probable inactive DNA (cytosine-5)-methyltransferase DRM3. The coding region runs from base 632 to 2890 and encodes 752 amino acids. The transcript is spliced from 13 exons. Gene Ontology annotation, cellular component: nucleus. The record is from RefSeq and is a predicted model, not a curated record. Lineage: Eukaryota; Viridiplantae; Streptophyta; Magnoliopsida; Caryophyllales; Amaranthaceae.
UUCAGUCAGCGUCUGAGUGAUAACUCAUAAAUACUUUCUCUUUCUCUCUCUUCCUUCUGGAGCGGCACCUGACAAUGUCAUUCUCCCUCUGAUUCCUCAGCUCAAUCUACUACGCCUCUACAACAACCUCCAUUGUCAUCGGUCAUUGCUCUCUUUCUCUGACUUUGCAUGUUCCAGUUUCACCAGGAAUGCUUGGAGAGAAGAUUCUUGUUCACUUCACUUUUUCCUUGGAUCUCUCCUUCCAUUCCUCCAUUCUUUUCCCACCAUUUCCCUUUACCAUAUUGUCCAACUAUUCAAAAAAUGUAACUUGCAAUAUUACUUAAAUGCUACCCCAACCCUUCUCUCCCCUACCCUUUCCUCUAUCCUUGCUAUUCAAACAUAUUCAAAUUUAUUUUUAACUUGUGUUGAAUUUCCUUUUUGUCCCUACACCCUCAACUCAGCAGACGCAUUUUUCUGUUCAGUAGCAAAUUAAAGGUAUGCUGGAGUCUGGACAAUAGGGGAAGGCUAGAAACCAUGUGGUGCAAAUGCUUUGUGCAUGAAGUGUAAUUGCGUUUUUUAAAAAGCACUCAGUUCGUGCAGUUUGGGAAUCCCAAGUUGCACUUCUUGAUCACUGUUGCUGCUAUUGCAUUUCAUGAUGCCCAAGGUUUCAAACAUCUCAGAUACAGAAAGUUUAUCUGACAAGGAAGAUGAAAGUCAAAUGCAAAAAGUAGAUACAUUGGGGUUUGGUAUCACAUCUGAGGUUGUAGGCUUGAGACAUCUUGGGGAAAAUGUAGCUAGCUCAUCAGGAACCAAUUUGAGAUCUUCCUUCAUUGGCAUGGGAUUUUCUCCUUCGUUGAUAGACAAAGUGAUCAAAGAGAAAGGAGGGGAAGAUGCUGAUUUGUUGUUGGACACUCUUUUUGCAUAUUCAGCUCAUCAAAAGUCAAAUUCUGAAUCAUCAGACUCAUUAGGUCCAAUGCUUGAUGAAAACACCACUGUUGCCAUGUGUGAAGUUGAGAGUCAUAUGGAGAAGGCUCUGCAUGGAGCAAAAUCAGUGUCAACAGAUUCGUUGGAUAGCUUACUUGAUGAUGACAAGGAUGUUAAAGCCAUUACAACUGCAGAUCCCUUUCCGAAGCAGGAGCUUGAUCUCGUUGAGGAUCUUGAUGAUGACAAGAGGGCAUCAUUGUUGAUGAUGAACUUUCCCAUUGCCAAAAUUGAUUUUGCAAUUGAUAAACUUGGUAAGGGUGCUCAAAUUGAUGAACUGGUGGACUUCAUAAUUGCAGCCGAAAUAGCUGAGAGCGAGAAUUGUGACAACCCACCAAAUGCAAGUGUGAACAAAAAUGAGGAUUGCAGUGCGGAAGCUUUAUUUGGAACUAUGGACAAGACUUUGCGAUUACUUGAAAUGGGUUUUGAUGAGCAUGAAGUUUCACUGGCUAUUGAAAAACUAGGUUCAGAAGUGCCGGUAAUAGAGCUUGCAAAUUGCAUAUGUGCUAGCCAAAUGGGUGAAACAUAUCGCCCAAACACCAAGAAUGGCCCGGUCUCCUCUAAGACAAAACGUUCGUCUCUUGAUGGUUCUUGGUAUCAUAUAAAGGGAGUGCCUAGCCAUUGUGGUGAUAUAUUAGCUGCCAAAACUGAGAAACUUGACGAAGAAUAUUGGAGUAGCUUGAACUUGGGCAAUGCAGAUGUAGGUAUGAAGCCAAAAGAAGAAUACUAUGACGAGUCAAAUUCUUUUAUGAAAGAUUUUAACUUAGAUGACAUAAAGGGUAAAAGGCCAAAAGAAGAAUAUGAAGAGGACUUGAGCACUUGUAAUGGCCAUGCAUGGAAAAGAUCAAAAGUUCUUAGUAUUGGUAACAACCCGUCGCCGCAUAGGAAAACACCAGUUGAUAACUUUGAAAUGCCCAGUCGUCCUAAUGCUUCUGGGAAAAGUAUUGAUAAUGCUCUUUAUGGACCUCCUUAUUUCUUGUAUGGGAAUUUCGUGAAUUUAUCAGCUGAUGGUUGGAAGAAGGUGUCUCAAUUUUUAUUUUCUCUCCAUCCAGAAUUCGUUAAUACUCAACUUUUUUCUGCCUUAAACAGAACAGAAGGUUACAUACAUAAUCUUCCUAUCGAAGAUCGGUCACACAUUGAACCAAAAUCACCUAUGACAAUUGAAGAAGUAAUUCCACACACAAAGAAGUUUUGGCCUUCGUGGGAUACAAGGAAGCAAUUAAAUUGUAUAAGUUCUGAUACAACGGGAGCCUCACAAGUAUGUAAUAGCUUGGGAAAGAUGUUAGCAGGUUCUCGAGGUGCGCCUUCAAGCGAUCAGCAAACAAAAGUACUCUAUUAUUGUCGUACUAUGAAUCUUGUUUGGGUUGGCCCACAAAAACUUUCUCCUAUGGAACCUGAAUAUUUGGAACGUAUUAUGGGAUAUCCAACAUACCAUACUCGAAAUCCUGAUAUGACACUAGCUGAUAGGCUAGAUUCGUUGAAGAAUUGCUUCCAAACUGAUACCACAGGAUAUUAUCUUUCUGUUUUAAAGUCCCUUUUCCCAGGUGGUGUAACUGUGCUGUCGCUUUACAGUGGGAUUGGUGGAGCAGAAGUGGCAUUGCAUCGGCUUGGAAUAUAUAUGAAAGCUGUUGUUUCAGUGGAGUCUUCUGAAGCAAGACGCAAGGUUUUGAGAAGGUGGUGGCAGAAUACGGACCAAUCAGGGGAGUUGGUUCAAAUUGAAAACAUUCAAAGGCUAACAAGUAACAAAUUGGAGUUCCUCAUAAAAAAGUUUGGUGGUUUUGACCUAGUUGUUUGCUUAAACCCUUGUACAUAUGAGAAGGGCUCUAACGUAGUCCCUGGAAGCAGGGAAACUGUAGGAUUGGACUUCACAUCUUAUUAUGAAUUUGUUCGUGUCCUCCAACGGGUAAGAACUAUGUCGGGAAGGACUUAAUAAGCAACACAAUUUCAGAUCUUUUCGAGUCGGGUUGCCGACUCUCAGUGGCGCGGAUAAAUAUUUUUCUGAGCUUGAGGAUGUAAUAAGCUGCUUCAAAUCUUGGCAUUUUUAUCUCAGCUUUUGGGUGUAAGUUUUUUUUUUUCUAGUUGUUAACUAGUCGAAUGUAUCGGUAAACAUAACAUGCUUAUAAGGAGCUACUUUGGAUUUGGAAUUUUGUUCAAAGAAGCUUGCUCCUCGGUUUGAUUCAAGUUCUAAUCGAUUAGGCUAAUAAUAAUCUUAAUUACA